Messenger RNA from Venustampulla echinocandica, 1746 nucleotides. RefSeq names its product Malic enzyme. The coding region runs from base 1 to 1746 and encodes 581 amino acids. The transcript is spliced from 9 exons. Gene Ontology annotation, biological process: pyruvate metabolic process; malate metabolic process. NCBI's taxonomy places the organism in Eukaryota, Fungi, Ascomycota, Leotiomycetes, Helotiales, Pleuroascaceae. Gene Ontology annotation, molecular function: malate dehydrogenase (decarboxylating) (NAD+) activity; NAD binding. Gene Ontology annotation, cellular component: mitochondrion. The record is from RefSeq and is a predicted model, not a curated record.
AUGGCUACCAUUGUGAACCCUUCCUCCCGGGGAUACACGCAAAAGAGACACACAACAGACAUCUGGAUACUUCACAUUCAAUUGCAACAAGGCGAGCCCGAGGAACACAUGGGCUUGUUCCUCCCAAUGUUGAAAGCCAUGAGCUUCAAGCCCAAAGAUGUUCGCUUGAAGCAAUUGGAAUCAAAGACUUCGCCAAUCGAGAAAUAUAUUUACCUCAGUAACUUGAGGAAUUCCAAUGUCCACCUUUUUUAUCGCCUUGUUCUGGAAAAUUUCACGACUCUUACACCUUUAAUUUAUACCCCGGUGGUGGGCGAAGCUUGUUUAAAAUGGUCAGAUAUAUAUCAACAGCCAGAAGGUCUCUAUCUCUCCUACAAAGACCGCGGUUCUCUAAGAGAUAUUCUCCGCAAUUGGCCCCAACCAAAUGUCGCAAUGACCGUGGUUACAGACGGGUCACGAAUCCUCGGGCUUGGUGAUCUUGGCGUGAACGGCAUGGGAAUUCCUGUAGGCAAACUAGCAUUGUAUACUGGAUGCGCUGGUAUUAGACCAGAAGCCACACUGCCUUUGACAUUAGAUUUGGGCACGAACAACGAGACGUUGCUUAACGAUCCCCUGUAUAUGGGAAGUCGGAUGAAGCGUGUUUCUGAGGACGAGGAGCGGAUGUUCUUGGAUGAGCUCAUGGUUGCCCUGAAUGAAACCUGGCCUGGUAUCGUGGUGCAAUUUGAAGAUUUCAAGAGCCCUUUCCCUGCCCUAGAGAGGUACCAGUAUAAGUACUCUUGCUUCAACGAUGAUGUCCAAGGAACUGGUGCAGUUAUUCUGGCAGGUAUAAUCACUGCAUUAAAAAUGUCCGGCAUUCCAGUGAAAGACCAACGAGCUGUCUUCAUGGGAGCUGGUAGCGCUGGUACUGGUGUUGCGCAGCAAAUUGUACAAUACUUCAUGAAAGAGGGCUUAACAGAGGAUGAGGCUCGGCGCUGUUUCUGGUUUGUCGAUACUAAGGGCCUCAUAACCAACGACAGAGGCGAUAAGCUCGCCCAGCACAAACUCUACUUCUCCCGGGAUGACAACAGCGGGCAGCAAUUCAAAUCCCUUACUGAAGUCGUCGACUACGUCAAACCCACCAUCCUAAUGGGUCUCUCUACAAUCCGCGGCAUCUUCGACGAACCAAUACUCAAGAAGAUGACAAGCUUGAACAGACAUCCCAUUAUAUUCCCCCUUUCGAAUCCCUCCAGCAAAGCAGAAUGCACCUUUGAAGAGGCAAUGAAAUUCACGGAUGGGCGCGCCAUUUUUGCAAGUGGGAGUCCGUUCCCAACGCAUGUUCAUAAUGGCAAGGUCAUGUAUCCUAGCCAAGGAAACAAUAUGUAUGUCUUCCCCGGAAUAGGUCUCGGCUCCAUCCUCUGCAAAACAAAACAUAUCAGCCAAGAAAUGAUCUACACCUCAGCCGUCGCUCUCUCCAAAACCGUCAUACCCUCGGAGUUCGCCAACGGCAUGCUUUAUCCCUCCCUCGACCGUAUCCGCCCUGUAAGCGUAAUUGUCGCCCGCGAGGUAAUCCGCCAAGCGCAACGAGAAGGGCUCGAUCGCGAGCCUUCUCUCCGUGAUAUGAAUGAUGAGACUCUAGACCAAUGGAUAAAUGAGCAGAUGUAUAACCCUCAUAAGGAGGGCAGAUUUAAUGAGUUAGAACGUGAGUCUACAAUCACAGACGACGCAGAAGCACCAUUUUACGAGAAGGAGAGGCUGAGUGCAAAGUUAUAG